AUGGAAUUAUUUAAAAGAGCUUGUUGUUCAUCAUUUGAGAUAGAAGUAUGUUGUGUUUUAGUUCAUUUGAAUGUUAUCAAAAAUAAAAUAAUAAUAAAAGAAAAUGAAAUUGAUUUAAUAAUAAUAGCUGUACCAAAUAAUCAUCAUUGGUAUACUCAAUUACUAUCAGAUCAAUCUUCAACAUGCAUCUAUACAAUAGCUUAUUUAUCAAAUACAUUUGAAAUGAAACCAAAUACCAUCAUACAUUUUCAUAAUAAUUCUCAUAAAUCAAAUCUAUUCGAUACAGUAACUAAACUUACAUUAACUCAUCAAUUGAUAACAGACAAAUAUCAAUAUGAUUUUACGAAUAUUACUUCAUUAACAUUAAUUAGUUCGGAUGUAGUUAUUAAUGAUUUUUCCGAAUAA
Molecule: messenger RNA, 405 nt
Organism: Rotaria sordida
Lineage: Eukaryota; Metazoa; Rotifera; Eurotatoria; Philodinida; Philodinidae
Source: the annotation of a GenBank genome assembly